Messenger RNA from Quercus robur (English oak), 1254 nucleotides. RefSeq names its product disease resistance protein RPM1-like. Gene Ontology annotation, molecular function: ADP binding. The transcript has a single exon. Bases 1 to 1254 code for a protein of 417 amino acids. The record is from RefSeq and is a predicted model, not a curated record. Gene Ontology annotation, biological process: defense response to other organism. NCBI's taxonomy places the organism in Eukaryota, Viridiplantae, Streptophyta, Magnoliopsida, Fagales, Fagaceae.
AUGGAUGGAGAACCACAUCUGACUGUCAUUUCGAUAGUUGGGAUGGGAGGUUCAGGCAAGACCACACUAGCUGCCAACACCUACAAUAAUGAUGAUGUAAAGAAACAUUUCGACUGUUGUGCAUGGAUCACAAUUUCCCAAGCAUAUGAAUUAGAAGACGUAUUGAGGACCUUGAUUAAGGAAUUCCAUGAGUCAAGGAAGGAAACAAAUCCAGCAGACUUGUAUUCCAUGAACUACAGACUAUUAGUGAAAACACUGGUGAAUUAUUUAGAGAAGAAAAGGUAUCUACUUGUCCUAGAUGAUGUUUGGGACACAAACCUCUUGGAUGAAAUAAAGGUAUCACUUCGAGAUAGUUGUCUUGGGAGUAGAAUCAUCCUUACAACUCGAAAAGAAGAUGAUGUAGCUUGCCAUCAAAUGGGAGGUAAGCAUCACAUUCAUAAUAUUGAAUUGUUGCUAAUGGAAGAGGCUUGGGAACUCUUUUGCAAGAAAGCGUUCUCAAGCAGUCCUAAUGGAAGUUGUCCACCGGAGCUUAAAUCUUUUGCUCAGGAACUUGUAGGAAAAUGUAGAGGCCUACCUCUUGCAAUUUCGGCUUUGGGCAGUCUUAUGUACUCCAAGAAUACGUCUCAAUGGAAUGAAAUUUAUAGCAGCUUGAAUUGGAGUCUAAGUAACAAUCCUGAGCUAGAAGCAGUGAAGACCAUUUUGUUGCUUAGUUUCAAUGAUUUACCAUAUCAAUUGAAGCAUUGUUUCUUAUAUUGCUCCCUUUUCCCAGAAGAUCAUAAGAUUCGAAGAAAAAGGCUCAUUAAGCUAUGGAUGGCAGAAGGAUUUGUAGAAAAAGUUGAAGGGUCCACUCUAGAAGAAGUAGCAGACAGCUAUCUAGUAAAACUCACUUUCAAGAACAUGCUUCAAGUUGUAGAGAGGAAUCAAUUUGGAAGGCCACAUAGAUGUAAAAUGCAUGAUCUUUUGCGGGAGCUUGCUUUAUCAAUAUCAGUCAAAGAAAAGUUUGGUGCUGUACAUGGUGAAGGAGAAGAAAUGAAAGAAUGCAAAGUACGCCGCAUUUCAGUGCACAAAACCGAUGGAGAACUCAAAUCAUUUGUGGGUAUAUCAAAGCUCCGUUCUUUUCUUAUUUUUAACAAGUCAUUGAAAACAUUGCCUCCAGGGAGUAAAAUGUUAAGUGUUCUAGAUUUGGAGGAUGUCCCCAUGGAUGAAUUGCCUGAUGAAAUAUUCAAAUUAUUCAACUUAACAUAUCUAAUCUAA